GGGCUCGAGCUCCAGCGCCGGCGCUUCAGCUCCGAUCGCGCACCCUUCCCCCGCCAAGGAUCCGAGCGACGGCUCUUCCUUGGUCCUUGGGUCCUAUAGCCAAAAACUGGGGCUCCCUAAACACUGCUCACCUAGCAGGGUGGACAGAAGAUCCCAGCAUCCAGAACUGCAGCGCUUGGCUCCAUCGUCCCGAGACUGGCACACCAGGCGGGUGCUCAGAGACUCUUCCCUUACUUCCUCCCAGCUCCGCGCUGGGUCCCCCGCCCUUCCCCAGUGGAACCCCGUGCAACCCAGGCGAGGCGGGGCCGGGACUGGGGACCCGGCCGGAGCUGGUUCUGUGUCGCGCGUCAGAAGCGCUAGAGGUCGUUGCGGGGCGUGGGUGGCUCGGGGAGUGGGUGGCUGAGCGAGACAGGGGACUGGGGCUAGAGGCGGAGCAAAAUGGGGUCAUGCCCGGGAAGACGAGUUUCCAAAGUAAGAAUGACCCGAGGGCCGAUUCUGCUGUACUGAGACCGAGAUGGGAGAAAACGCAGGCUGGGGAAAGACCGCAGAGGUUGGGGGUGGCAAGAGAGUGCAGAAACAGACGAGGAACACACUCACCCAAACAUAUAUGGACUGAGAAGGUGGGGGGGGAAGGUAAGGGUGGUCAGAUGGACAAAGACAGAUUGGGAAAGAACUUGGAGAGUGGGGGAAGGAUCCAGAAACAGAGGGGAGAAAUUUAAAGAUGAGUCAGGGAAACAGAGACAGAGGACAAACACUGUCCGGUGUGGUCCUGGACCGAGAUGGGAGAGACUGCAAAGAUUGGGGGUGGUGAGGGAAAGUGCAGAAACAGACAAGGGACACGCUCACAGAAACACACAGACUGGGAAAGUAGGGGUGGGGCUGGGGAGGUGAGGGCCAUCUCUAGGGAGCGCAGAGACAUAGGAGAGAGGGACACAGGGAAAGGGAGAGGUUUAGGGGUGACUCAGAGACAAGGCAAAAACAAAAAUAGCCAUGGGAGUAGAAACUGGAUGGAGCAGACAGAAGAAAAAAAGACUGUGCAGACAGCUGGCUCUUCCCACUGCAAGCUCUUGUCAUCUUCCUCCAGGCCUACCCUCUGAACAGGACCAAGCGCCUGAAAUUCUACUACCAAGCUGCCUUUCUGAACAUCCUUAAGAAGAACAGACAGAUGGCCAAGGAGAGGGGCCUAGUAAGCCCCAGUGAUUUUGCCCAGCUGCAAAAAUACAUGGAUUAUAUGCCCAUGACUGGGGAAAGGAGGAGAGGGAGAUGGAGAGAUGCCUGAGAUCCCUGCUCUCUACCCAUCUAUACCUAGACAGCUUGUUCCAGUUCAGAGUAAAGAGUGGUACCACUCUGGAGGAUCCGAAAGACUCCACCAAAAAGGUCAGUGAUGUCCUAAAGCUCUUCGAGGAUGGUGAGAUGGCUAAAUAUCUACAAGGAGAUGCUAUCGGUUACGAGGGAUUCCAGGAAUUCCUGAAAAUCUAUCUGGAACUGGAUAAUGUUCCCAGUCACCUAAGCCUGGCACUGUUUCAAUCCUUCCAGACUGGUCAGAGCUUAAAGGAGAUUGCGACAAAAGAUGUGGUGUGUCUCAGUGAUGUCUCAUGCUACUUUUCCCUUCUGGAGGGCGGCCGGGCAGAAGAUAAGCUGGAAUUCACCUUCAAGCUGUACGAUACGGACAGAAAUGGGAUCCUGGACAGUUCAGAAGUGGAAAAAAUCAUCCUACAGAUGAUGCGAGUGGCUGAAUACAUGGAUUGGGAUGUGUCUGAGCUGAGGCCGAUUCUUCAGGAAAUGAUGAAAGAGAUCGACUAUGAUGGCAGUGGCUCCGUCUCCCUUGCUGAGUGGGUCCGAGCUGGGGCCACCACUGUGCCACUGCUAGUGCUGCUGGGUCUGGAGAUGACUCUGAAGGAUAAUGGGCAGCACCUGUGGAGACCCAAGAGGUUCCCCAGACCAGUCUACUGCAACCUGUGCGAGUCCAGCAUUGGUCUUGGCAAACAGGGUCUGAGCUGUAACCUCUGUAGAUACACUGUUCACGACCAGUGUGCCAUGAAGGCCCAGCCUUGUGAAGUCAGCACCUAUGCCAAGUCUCGGAAAGACAUUGGUGUCCAAUCACAUGUGUGGGUGCGAGGAAGCUGUGAGUCUGGGCGCUGCGACCGCUGUCAGAAAAAAAUCCGGACCUUCCACAGUCUGACCGGGCUGCAUUGUGUAUGGUGCCACCUAGAGAUCCACGAUGACUGCCUGCAAGGUGUGGGCCAUGAGUGUGACUGCGGGCUGCUCCGGGAUCACAUCCUGCCCCCAUCUUCCAUCUAUCCCAGUGUCCUGGCCUCUGGACAGGACCGUAAAAGUAGCAGAACAAGCCAGAAGACUUUGGAUGACAUAAGUUUGAGCACCUCCGAGGCUCUGCGGAUUGACCCUGUUUCUAGCACCCACCCACUUCUAGUCUUUGUCAAUCCUAAGAGUGGCGGAAAGCAGGGACAGAGAGUGCUCUGGAAGUUCCAGUACAUACUAAACCCUCGACAGGUGUUUGACCUCCUAAAGGAUGGUCCUGAGGUGGGGCUUAAAUUCUUCAGGGAUGUUCCUGAUAGCCGGAUUUUGGUGUGUGGUGGAGAUGGCACAGUAGGCUGGAUUCUAGAGACAAUUGACAAAACCAACUUGCCUGUUGUGCCUCCUGUUGCAGUGUUGCCCUUGGGCACAGGAAAUGAUCUGGCUCGAUGCCUAAGAUGGGGAGGAGGGUAUGAUGGACAGAAUUUGGCGAAGAUCCUCAAGGAUUUGGAAGCAAGCAAAGUGGUAUAUAUGGAUCGAUGGUCCGUAGAGGUGAUACCACAACAAACUGAAGAAAAAAGUGACCCAGUCCCCUUUCACAUCAUCAAUAACUACUUCUCCAUUGGUGUGGAUGCCUCUAUUGCUCACCGAUUCCACAUCAUGCGAGAGAAAUAUCCAGCGAAGUUCAACAGCAGAAUGAAGAACAAGCUGUGGUAUUUUGAAUUUGCCACAUCAGAAUCCAUCUUCUCGACAUGCAAAAAGCUGGAAGAGUCUUUGACAGUUGAGAUCUGUGGGAAGCCGCUGGAUCUGAGCAACCUGUCCUUAGAAGGCAUUGCAGUGCUGAACAUCCCUAGCAUGCACGGUGGCUCCAACCUCUGGGGUGAUACCAGGAAAGUUCAUGGGGACCUCUCUGGGAUCAACCAGGCCUUAGGUGCUGCAGCUAAAGUCAUCACUGACCCUGAUAUCCUGAAAACCUGUGUACCAGACCUCAGUGACAAGCGACUGGAAGUAGUAGGGCUGGAGGGUGCAAUUGAGAUGGGUCAGAUCUAUACCAAGCUCAAGAGUGCUGGACAUCGGCUGGCCAAGUGCUCUGAGAUCACCUUCCACACCACAAAAACCCUCCCCAUGCAAAUUGAUGGAGAACCCUGGAUGCAGACACCCUGUACAAUCAAGAUCACCCACAAGAACCAGAUGCCCAUGCUCAUGGGCCCACCCCCCCGUGCCUCCAAUUUCUUUGGCUUCUUGGGCUGAGGGGGACACCCUCUACCUCCAAGCCAGCCUUGAACCCACCUCCCUGUCCCUGGCCUGUGCUCCCUAGGCUCUGUACAUUGCUGCCGCAUACUUUUGCCAGCUCAGGGGAGUGCUCCUUCACCCUCCCAGUAUUUAUUAUCCUGCACCACCUCACUAGUCCCUGUGCAUACAUGCAACACACACAUACACACACACCCCACAGAUCCAUAGAUUAAAAGUGCCUCAUCUGAAUAAAAUAACUUUGUUUUCCACUGGGAU
Molecule: messenger RNA, 3762 nt
Organism: Nycticebus coucang (slow loris)
Lineage: Eukaryota; Metazoa; Chordata; Mammalia; Primates; Lorisidae
Gene: DGKA
Product: diacylglycerol kinase alpha
Exons: 25
Coding region: 1264-3504 (746 amino acids)
Biological process (GO): intracellular signal transduction; lipid phosphorylation; diacylglycerol metabolic process
Cellular component (GO): plasma membrane
Molecular function (GO): ATP-dependent diacylglycerol kinase activity; calcium ion binding
Source: RefSeq, a predicted model, not a curated record